Molecule: messenger RNA, 2154 nt
Organism: Danaus chrysippus (African queen)
Lineage: Eukaryota; Metazoa; Arthropoda; Insecta; Lepidoptera; Nymphalidae
Source: the annotation of a GenBank genome assembly
AUGGCUGAUAACAAUAGUUCAAAAGAGCCCCCGUUGCAAACCAUGAGUGGCAUGCCACCAAAUCACAAUCCAUGGAUGUACGGUUUAUAUCAUCAAUACAAUGGGUAUCAUGGCGGCAUGUUUCCGCAGUUUUACAAUCAUCAAUAUUUCAAUCAAAUGGGCAAUGGAGGAUUUCAUAACGAUGGUCAACAUUUUCAACAAAACAAGGAUGCGAAAACUGAGUAUAAUCAUUCUCAGUUUUCCAAACCGCCUCCUUCUUUAUUAGGAAUGUCCCCCCACGAUACAAGUCGUCCGUUUAACAACCAGUCACCAAUUAGGUUUAACCUUAACGGUAAUCGAAAAUCUGCUCCCCUUCCCCCCAACGAAAAUCCACUUUUAUUUAACGGUAACGCCAAGAAAAAGCGUAAGAAGGGAAAUAAAGCUAACGAUGAGACAGGUGGUGUUUUACCGCCUUUGCCUGAUCAUCCGCCGCCGCUGCCUCCGUGUCCUCCGCCAGAUGUUCCUAAACCUCCUCCUCCCCCACUCGAUGUUCCCCUGCCUCCUCCCCUAGCUACAGAAGACAUUCCCGAACCGCUGGAAGAGCCCAAAGACGACACGUCCAAACUAAAAGACUUCGAAAAUGUUGUUUCACAUGAUAAUUCUUCAAAUUUUUUAAAGUCAUCAUCAAUACAAACAUCUGCAGGAACAUGGCCUGAGAGUUUAGAGAGGUACAUUAAAAGGUGCUAUGAAAAGUGUAAAACUGCAUUUGAUCGGGAUCAAAUAGAUAUUUGUCUAAAAGGGCGUAUUACAGCAGCUGCUAAUAAAGACGAGAUUUGGACAAGAAAUUGGGACGAGGAACCCAUCCCUAGUGUGCAUAGUGAAAGAAAUAAUUUGUCAGUAAAACCAGUUCGUGGUACGUUAUCUUUGUAUCAAAAGUGUGAGGCUGUUUCAGAAUUAAAUAAAAACAAACCUGCACCUGGUCCAAAAGGUUACAAUGCACACAAAAGUUCACCACAGAGAAGACAUAAAUUGCAUUCUAAAAGUCGCUCAAAGUCUAGGAGUCCACCUAGAAAGAGAUACAGUACUUCAUCAGCAUCCAGUGAUGAUAUCGAAGAGAGGAAAAUUGGUAAAAACAAAAACCGUCAAAAAGUUAAAGACAGACUGUCACUGGACCAGAAGAAACCAAAUAAGUAUCAGAAAAAUGCUAAAAAGAAGCAAAUUAAUCAGUUUACAGUUGAAGAGGUACAGGGUAAUGCUGAAAAGUUGCAAAAAAGAGCUCAAAGGUUCGGCCAUGCAUGUGUUCCCACCAUAGCUAGUGCAAUACAAACACACGGUAAAAGGGUGGAGCCUUGCCCCAAAAGACCAAUAAUUAAUGACACCGAAGGAGAUUAUGAACUCAAUAAUAUGCAUAUUGUGGGCACAUGUACAGAUAUUGAGAAAUCCUUCUUAAGGUUAACUAAAGCACCGGAAGCCUGUGAGGUGCGGCCUGUCGCUGUAUUAAGAAACUCUCUAAGAAAUGUCAAGGAUAGGUGGAUUAUAAAACAAGACUAUAGAUAUGCAUGUGAUCAGUUGAAAUCAAUAAGACAGGAUUUAACGGUCCAAGGUGUCAGAGAUGGAUUUACAGUUGAGGUAUAUGAAACUCAUGCAAGAAUUGCCUUGGAAAAAGGUGAUCAUGAGGAAUUUAACCAGUGUCAAACACAACUUAAAAUGCUUUAUUCAGAGCUGCCGGACUUUAGAUCUAAUGAAGCAGAAUUUAAAGCUUAUAGGAUUCUUUAUUAUAUAUUCACUAAUAAUACCUUGGAUCUGACAACAAUAUUCCAAUUUCUUUCAAAAGAGGACAGAGAAGAUGAAUGUAUAAAACAUGCUCUAAAAACGAGAUGUGCAUGGGCAACAGGAAAUUUACACAAAUUCUUUGUUCUAUACAAAUCGGCCCCAAUGAUGUCCGGAUAUCUCAUUGAUUGGAUCGUGGAAAGGGAACGGAAAAACUAUCUCAAAUUCAUCAUUAAGUCCUACAGACAAAGUGUUCCCGUGGACUUCAUCACUAAGGAGUUGGCAUUUGAAUCCAGUACAAAAACUUAUGAAUUCCUCAAACAGUUUUCUCUAACUUACACUGACGCAGAUGAAACUCGAAUUGAUUGCAAAGCGAGUCAACAUGUCGUUGGUCAAAACAUAUAA